This is a messenger RNA of Nicotiana attenuata, 1660 nucleotides long. Its product is annotated as alkane hydroxylase MAH1-like. Bases 35 to 1543 code for a protein of 502 amino acids. The record is from RefSeq and is a predicted model, not a curated record. Lineage: Eukaryota; Viridiplantae; Streptophyta; Magnoliopsida; Solanales; Solanaceae. The transcript has a single exon. Gene Ontology annotation, molecular function: monooxygenase activity; iron ion binding; heme binding.
UAAUCUUCCAGAAAAUAGCAACACUAAGCAAGAAAUGGCUCUCAUUUCUAUAAUGGCCUCAAUAGGUUACUUUGAGAUAUUUGUUGCAAUCUUUUGCUUUUUUGUGUUUUGUGCUUUAGGUGAUAGAAGUGGCCUACCAUGUAAUUGGCCAUUUCUUGGAAUGUUUCCAGGCCUUCUUUUCCAUGUAAAUAGAAUUCAUGAAAGGUGUUUUGAAGUUUUUUCAAGAACUGGAGGUACUUAUUUACUAAAAGGCCCUUGGUUUGCAAAUAUGGACAUUCUUGGCACAGUAGAUCCUGCAAAUGUGCACUAUAUAAUGAGUGCAAAUUUUGAGAAUUUUCCAAAAGGGGAAGAGUUUAAAAAGAUUUUUGAUGUUUUGGGAGAUGGAAUUUUCAAUUCUGACUUGGAUUUAUGGAAGAGUCAGAGGAAAAUUACUAGGACUUUGAUCACUCAUCAAAGGUUUCAUAAUUGUUUGGUGAAAACUAGUUGGGACAAAAUUGAAAAUGGACUUAUUCCUGUCCUUGAAUUUGUCGCUAGAGAAAGUAAAAUUGUGGAUUUGCAAGAUGUUUUUCAAAGGUUCACUUUUGAUACGACAUGUCAAUUGGUCACAGGCUUUGAUCCUGGUUGUUUAUCUUUGGAAUUCCCAGAUGUUCCCUUUUCAAAAGCAAUGGAUGAGGCUGAAGAAGUAUUAUUUAUUCGACAUUUAUUGCCAGAAAUUGUUUGGAAAUUGCAAAAAUGGCUAGGUUUUGGACAUGAGAAGAAAUUAAGCAAAGCAUGGCAAGUUCUUGAUCAAGUUAUAGGCAAAUAUAUAUCGAUGAAACGCGACGAAUUGAGCAAUGGAAAGGAAGACAAUGAAGAGGGUUUUGAUAUCUUAACUUCAUACAUAUUGAAUGAUGGGCUAAAUUUUGAUGACAAGUCCUUGAGGGACACUAUACUAAACCUCAUGAUCGCGGGACGUGACACGACUAGCUCAGCUCUUACUUGGUUCAUUUGGCUUCUUUCAACACACCCUGAGGUGGAAAAAAAGAUAAGGGAAGAACUCAUUUCGGUGGAAGAAUCCCAAAAAUGGAGGCUUUUUAGGGCAAAUGAGUUGAAAAAUGCGAUUUAUUUGCAUGCAGCAUUGUGUGAAUCGUUGAGACUAUAUCCACCAGUUCCAUUUCAGCACAAGACUCCACGAGAGCCAGGUAUUCUCCCAAGUGGACACCAUGUUCAUCCUAAUAUGAGAGUGAUGUUUUCUUUAUAUGCAAUGGGGAGGAUGGAAUCAAUAUGGGGUAAGGAUGCUUCAGAAUUCAAGCCGGAGAGAUGGAUUUCGGAUCGUGGCACCGUAAAACAUGAACCAUCUUAUAAGUUCUUGGCUUUCAAUGCAGGGCCAAGGACUUGCUUAGGAAAAGAAGUGGCUUUCACUCAGAUUAAAGCUGUGGCUGCUGCUAUUAUUCAUAAUUACCAAGUUGAAGUUAUCAGGGGACACAAAGUUUACCCUAAUGUCUCCAUCAUUCUCUAUAUGCAACAUGGUUUUAAAGCCAGAAUUAGGAAUAGAUGGACUUAAUUUUAUGUUUUUACUAUAAUUCUCUAUUUUUAUUUGAGGUCUGUUUUUCUAUGGAAUUAAUUAAUGUAUGUAUAUUCUAGUUCCCUGUCAUGUAAUUCACUUGUGUUUCAGGUUCAA